Molecule: messenger RNA, 3622 nt
Organism: Brassica napus (rape)
Lineage: Eukaryota; Viridiplantae; Streptophyta; Magnoliopsida; Brassicales; Brassicaceae
Product: protein disulfide-isomerase 5-3
Exons: 15
Coding region: 1989-3443 (484 amino acids)
Cellular component (GO): endoplasmic reticulum; COPII-coated ER to Golgi transport vesicle
Source: RefSeq, a predicted model, not a curated record
GUCAUUGAGUAUAUUUUUUGUAUUUCAAAUAUUUUUUUAAGUUUCGGGUUUGGGUUUUCGGGUAUAAUUUCAGGUUUUGGAUAAAAAUUUAGAUUUUCAGAAAAUAUAAUUCGGAUAUUCGGGUAUUUUUGUGUUUUCGUGUAUGAAAUUUUCAGGUAUUUUUGCGGUUUUUCGGAUACUUUUAGAAUUUUUGGGUAUUUUUCGAGUUUACGGGUCCAGUUCGGGUAUUUCGGAUAUUUUUCGUGUCUUAAAUACCUGAAACUGACCCGAAUCCAAAAUAUACCUGAUAUUACGGAGAAUUUACGGAUAAUGAAAUUAUAUACCCGGACCGAUCCGGAUCCGAUAAAACCGGACCCGACGGGAUCCGACCCUAACCCAAUCCGAAGAUCUGGAUGCCCAGGCCUAGUCUUGGCAUGUGACAAACCUGAGAAUGGUACUGCGAUUUUUUGAUAUACACUUAAAAGAAUUAAUUUGUCUACAUAUAUUAGUAAAAUACAUUUAGUUUUUAAAAUACAUGGCGCUUAAUAGUCAAACCAGAUUAUUUGUUCUCAAAAGUUUUUAAAGGUCGAUAUUUUCGAAAAACAGAUCCAUUGGAUCCACGCAGAUCUUACUCCAUCGUUUGGCUAUAUAAGUAUCUGUUCAGCUAAAUCUCUGGUUAAGAAAUGGUAAAUCAAAAGAGUGGAAAACGGCCAAUCCAUUUUAGUAGGGAAUGACCCGUGGAUUUCUGCUCCUCGUCCGAGGUCAGCAAUAUCAAAAACUCAACCCCACUUUUUAAACCAUUCUCUAAAGGUGGAACAUCUCAUCAACCCGAAAAAUUUGUCAUGACAUGUGGAUAUGCUUGAUGCAUAUAUACAUCCAGAUGAUGUGAAGAUCGUCAAAGGCUUAGCCAUAAGUCGGAAUCGUAGGCCUGAUUCUUCUGGUUGGCUAUUCACAGAGACCGGUAAAUAUACUGUUAAAUCAGAAUAUAAGAUUGAGUCUCUAUAUCUAGAUAAGAAACAACAAGCGGUUUCUUAUGGUCCGGAUACCAAACCGUUGUUGGCUUUUUCAUCUGGAAACUGAAAUGUUCUCCAGAGUUGCGGCAUUUUAUUUGGCAAGUUAUAUCGGGUAUUAUACCGGUUGCAAAAAAUUUGAAGGCACUGGGUAUUGACUGUGUAUCCGAUGUAGUAUUUGUGGUGCGGAGGAAGAAUCAAUUAAUCAUAUUCAUGUCCACCAGUUUUGCAAACAUAGACUUUGUUGAAAAUUCCUUCUCCUCUUCCCCUCCGUGAAUUUUCGCAAUUCCUUCAUACUAAUAUGGAUUAUCUUUUCUGGAGAUUUUCCAAAGAAUAUGAUUUCAAUACCUUUCUUUAGAUCUUGUGGUAUAUUUUGAAGAAUAAAAAAAUAAGAUUUAUAACAACAAAAAUGGUAACCCACAUAAAAUACUUCAAGAUAGCGAAAGUCAAGGGAAUGGUGUGGGCAGAAGCUCAAUUCCCCCGAAAGAGGCACAGUGUGGAUCUACCAGGCGUUUGAUUGGCAAUCCUUAGGACAUUCCAUAAUCUUUUUUUCUAUGGCGCAUGAAGGGAGCAAGAUAAGUUCUCGAGACAGAGAUGGUUCUGCAGAACUGUAGGUUCAAAUGAGAAGAUGAUGGAGGCAAUAAAUCUCUAAAGAAGCUUUGAUAUGGGCUAUGAAGUGUAUAAAGACCUUAACUUUCUUGCGACAAGGAUUCUCAAUUAGUGAAGAGGUGUCAUCACCCGAAGAAUUGUCAGAUCAGCUGGCUUCACUUUUUUGGAUUGGUUUGGCUUUCCGGGUUGGUUUUUUGCUACCCUAGGUUGACCGGAAAAAAAAAAGUUCUAAUAAAAAAAGGUAAAGAGAUUGGAAACGCAUAGGCAGCUUCACGCCAUGGUGAAUCACUGAUUCGGCAUUAGAGAGAAAAAAAAGGGGAGAAAGAGAUAACUCUUCUUCUUCAUUCCAUCACUGGAUCUCUCUCAUCGUCUUUUCUCCGCAGCAGAGCUAUGGUUUCCCCCACCAAACUCAAAUCCGUUGAUUUCUACAGGAAAAUCCCGAGAGAUUUGACAGAGGCAUCUUUCUCUGGCGCUGGCUUAUCCAUCGUAGCUGCUCUCGUUAUGAUGCUUCUCUUUGGAAUGGAGCUGAGUAGUUAUUUGGAAGUCACCACUACAACAGCUGUCGUUGUUGACAUGAGCUCUGAUGGGGACUUCUUACGCAUUGAUUUCAACAUCAGCUUUCCUGCCCUUUCUUGUGAAUUUGCAUCCCUUGACGUGAGUGACGCGUUAGGAACAAACAGGUUGAAUAUAACAAAAACAGUUCGCAAGUUUCCAAUUGAUCCGCAUUUAAAGACCACCGGUGGAGAGUUCCACUCUGGCCUUGCAUCACAUCACAUCAACCAUGGAGAAGAGAUUAAGCAAGAGUUUCCUGAUGGUGCAAUACAAUUAACCAAUGGUGGUUUUGAAUCAUUGUCACACCACUUUCCAUUAUUGAUCGUUAACUUUAAUGCACCAUGGUGUUACUGGAGUAAUCGUCUGAAACCGUCUUGGGAGAAAGCAGCUACCAUUAUAAAACAGAGAUAUGAUCCUGACACUGAUGGGCGUGUUCUUCUAGGAAGUGUUGAUUGCACAGAAGAACCUGCGCUAUGUAGGAGGAACCAUAUACAAGGCUAUCCAUCUAUUCGGAUUUUCCGCAAAGGCAGUGAACUUAAAGAGGACCAUGGACACCACGAACAUGAAUCUUACUAUGGAGAUCGGGACACAGAGAGUAUCGUUAAGAUGGUGGAUGAACUGGUAGUACCAAUCCACCCGGAGACACACAAGCUAGCUUUGGAUUGGGGUGUAUCCAAUGACACAGCAAAACUUCUUAAAAAGGCACCAGUUACAGGAGGUUGUAGAGUUGAAGGCUAUGUGCGUGUAAAGAAGGUUCCAGGAAACCUCGUUAUCUCAGCUCAUUCAGGAGCUCACUCGUUCGAUUCUUCUCAGAUGAACAUGUCGCAUGUGGUUACCCAUCUUUCAUUUGGGAGGAUGAUUGAUCCUAGGUUGUUAACCGAUAUGAAGCGCUCGUUGCCAUAUCUUGGCCAAAGCCAUGACAGGCUUGAUGAAAAAGCAUUCAUAAACCAACAUGAGUUUGGUGCUAAUGUUACUAUUGAACACUACCUACAAAUAGUUAAAACAGAGGUCAUUACAAGAAGAUACGGUCAAGAACAUUCAUUGAUAGAGGAACAUGAGUACACCGCUCACAGCAGCAUAACUCAGACUUACUACUUACCCGUUGCAAAGUUUCACUUUGAGCUCUCUCCCAUGCAGAUUCUAAUAACUGAAAAUCCAAAGUCGUUAUCGCACUUCAUCACAAAUCUAUGCGCCAUUAUUGGUGGUGUUUUCACGGUUGCGGGAAUAAUAGAUUCGAUUUUCCACAAUACGAUAAGACUGAUUAAGAAGGUUGAGCUUGGGAAAAACAUUUGAUUGGCUACUGGAGGUUAGAGUUUACCAUUAAUUCAUAAAACUAUAGAAGAACCUCGUGUUGUUUAUUUGGAACAGCUGUUCCUACAUAGAAAAACUCAGUAAAGAGAGAAGUUUUGUUUGAGAAUAUCUUAGAUUUUUUAUCCUUAAUAUGCACACAAUUAGAAAUUUUUAUUCACGUA